Beauveria bassiana ARSEF 2860 is the source of this 4383-nucleotide messenger RNA. RefSeq names its product putative SPO76 protein. Gene Ontology annotation, biological process: mitotic sister chromatid cohesion; DNA repair. Gene Ontology annotation, cellular component: nucleus; chromatin. The record is from RefSeq and is a predicted model, not a curated record. NCBI's taxonomy places the organism in Eukaryota, Fungi, Ascomycota, Sordariomycetes, Hypocreales, Cordycipitaceae. The transcript has 3 exons. The coding region runs from base 1 to 4383 and encodes 1460 amino acids.
AUGGCGCGCCGACGCGGUCGGGCGCAAGAACCGGCCGAGGCCGACCCCGUCGAAGAGCCGCAGCAGCCUGCUGUCCAGGAGACGCCCGCCGACAUUCACGACGAGGACAUGGGCGAUGGCGACGAAGAGGAGGAGCAGCAGGAACAGCAAAGCCUCGUAUUCGACGAGGAGCUCUCGUGGCGCCCGGCCAAGCCCAUACCUAGCGCUACACUGCUGGCCCGCCUCGAACGCCUCUCCAAGGAACUCGCGGAAUUUGAUCAGGGCGCCGUCAAUCUGGACUCUCUCAAGACAGUCGCUUCUCAACUCGCCCACCGCAACCUCCUUCAACACAAGGAUCGCGGCGUCAAAGCCUAUACGGCCUGCUGUCUGGUCGACCUGCUCCGCCUCUAUGUUCCAGACGCGCCCUUCACAGAUGAGCAGCUCAAAAUGAUGUUUGUACUAUUUGUCAAGGAAAUCUUGCCAGCUCUCCACGACCCCACAAAUCCAUACGAUAGCCAGCACAAAUACGUUCUCAUGUCUUUGACCGAUGUCAAGAGUAUCCUGCUUAUUUGCGAUGUCCACGGCGCCGAUGAUCUGCUUCUGCGACUAUUCAAUUCCGCUUUCGACGGCGUUUCAACCAGCUCCAAGGCUUCGCCCGAUCAUCAGGUGGCCAAAGAUGUCGAGAUUCACCUGACCGAUAUGUUAAUGCACCUUAUCGAGGAGUCCCCCGGUAGCGUUCCAGCUAGUGUUAUUGACGCCAUCAUCAGUCAGUUCCUCCGGGCUGCUCCCCCGGGCGGAAACAAGACUAAAGAAGCCAAUGGCAAGCAAUCGACGCUCCUGCACAAGACCGAGCCUCCCGCGUAUAUAAUGGCGAAGAACAUUUGCAAUGGCUGCGCCGAUAAAAUGUCGCGCUAUGUUAGUCAAUACUUUAGCGACGUUAUUCUCAAUGCCUCGGGCUUUGCCACCAAGAACGGAUACGGACAUGGCGACGAUAGCGACGAAGAAGACGCCAAUUCCGGUCCCUCAGAGGCCGAUCUCAAGAGCCUGCGCCAGGCACACGCCUUGAUCCGAGAGCUAUGGCGAGCCGCGCCCACAAUUCUGCAAAAUGUUGUUCCGCAGCUCGAUGCAGAGUUGUCUGCUGAUAAUGUGCAUCUUCGUCACAUUGCCACUGAAGCGUUUGGAGACAUGAUUUCAGGCAUUGGUGCUGCUGGUCCCCCUCCGCCACCUGCUCUCGACCCUGCCGCCUGGCCGCCUGUGCGAUUGAUGGACGAGCCCGGUACUCCCACCGAGGCCAACGUUCUCACUACGCCAUUCUCACCUCAGUCCUUUGCUCAGACGCACCACGCCACGUAUCGCAACUUUGUCAGCCGGAAAAAUGACAAGUCUGGCACUAUCCGCGCCGCUUGGGUCACCGCCGUUGGCUACAUCCUUUCUUCUUCCGCCGGUGGCAUUGGCCUCAGCAGAGAAGACGAGACUGAGCUCGUACGCGGUCUGGUUGACAAGCUAAGUGAUGGCGAGGAAAAGGUACGAUUGGCCGCUGUCAAGGCCAUUGAACUGUUCCAAUUCAGAGAUGUGAUUCUCAAGCUCGGCGCUACCGGAGGCGUUGAUAAGGAGGGCUCCCUAUUUGCCAGCUUGUCUGAUCGAUGCCGUGACCGAAAGGCGUCUGUCCGCGUGGACGCCAUGGUUCUGCUUGGAAAGCUGUGGGCGGUUGGUGCUGCAGAUAUCCAAGAUGGACAAGAGGCAGUGACUGCCUGUCUCGGUGGUGUACCGUCCAGGAUUAUCAACUCCUUCUACGCCAACGACUCAGACCUCAACGUUUUGCUCGAUCGCGUCAUGUUUGAGUGUCUUGUUCCCCUCAAAUUUCCGCUGGUCAAGGGCAAGUCUGCCAAAGGCGGCUCCAAUAAGAAUGCUAUGAGCCAGACUGAGCAGGACAGUAUUCGCGCCGAGAGGAUUCUUCUGAUGCUCAAGGCUCUGGAUCAGCCAGCACAGAAAGCCUUUUUCGCCAUGCAGGCGCGCCAGCCGCAAUUCGCCAAGGGUGUCUCUAUUCUGAUCCAGCAGUGCGAGGCUUACAAUGGCGGUGUGAUUGAAUCUAACGAAGAAAAGGUCAAGGCCAGCCUCGCCAAGACAAUCGACUGGAUCGGACGUUUCUUCCCCGAUGGGCUCAAGGUCCGUGGAGAUUUACAAAAGUUUGCCAAACUCAAUGAGCGCCGGAGCUACCAGCUUGUCAAAUACGCGAUUGAAUCAGAAAGUGACUUCAAGACUGUACGGAGAGCCAUCAGCGAGCUCAUCACCAAAUUGCAAUCUAGCAAUGCAGCUGUUGCACUUGAUACUCUCAUCCCCCUUCUCUACCGGUCCAGCUCUCUCAUGUUCAACCGCAGUCACCUGGCAACAAUUAUGGACUUUUCCAAGAGCGAUAAGAAUGGUCUGGCCGCUGUUGCCCACCUGGUUCUCAACGACAUUUCGCAACGCAAUCCCGAUCUGUUCAAGGCACACGCCGAGGAACUUCGAAAGGAGAUCAUUGAGCAGUCUCCUUCCGAGAACAAGACCAACGACCCUUCCUUGGUCGACAUCCUGAAGGCGUACUCAUCCUAUGCGAAGAAGUACCCCAAGGACGUCAGCUUGGACAGAAGCUUCAUCCAGACACUUACCAACUAUGCCAUGUAUGGAACACCACCAAAGGCGGCCAAGUUUGCUAUCAACAUCAUGCUCGCCAAGGAUGAUGACAAGAGUAAAGUCACUGCUACCAACCUGCUACGCAAGGCAAUGCAAGAUAUCGCGUAUGGAAAGCCGCACUUUCUGAAUAAGCUUGCCACGCUGAGUCAGUUGGAGCUACUCACCCCCACUGUCACAAUGGAUGAGGGCGACGCGAUUCAAGACCUGACAAUCAAGUCCAUACUCCGCCAAGUGCACACGGAUGCCAAACCCGGAGCUGACCCGGCAUGGGUAGACGAUGCUGAUAUGGAUGAGGAAAUCCAGGCCAAAUGUUUGGCCCUGCGCAUUCUUGCCAACCAAGCCAUUGCCAACCAGAACGAGGCCGAUGCCGAAACAAAGGUCAAGACGGUCUUUAAACUGCUCAAGACGUUUGUGGUUAGUGAAGGCGAAUUCUGCAAGGUCAAGGACACCCCCCAACAUCACAAGAAGAGGCUACGACUUCUAGCUGGUCUUUUGAUGCUCAAGCUAUGCACAAUCAAAAAGUACGAUGAGCAACUCGACCCCGUCACCUUUAACAAGCUCGCGGAGCUGGUACAGGACAGCGAAGUACAAGUCCGUCGGCGUUUCAUGGAGAAGCUGCAGAGCUACCUGACGCACGGCAAGCUGCGGGCGCGGUUUCUUACAAUACUUUUCCUCGUUGCCUUUGAGCCAGUGCCAGAAGUCAAGAAUCGCGUCGAGACUUGGCUCCGCUCCCGAGCUCUGUACUACGCCGAGAACAAGAAGGAGGUCAUGGAGGCCAUCUUUGGACGACUCAUUCCGCUCUUGGCUCAUCACCCGGAUUACAGCGCUAGUGUGGAUGACUUGGCAGACUUUGCCAACUAUUUUCUCUUUUACCUCAACGCGGUAGCGACAGAGGCAAACCUAGGUCUCAUCAGCAAAUAUGCCGAGAGAACAAAGCAGACGCGCGACGCGAUCAAUCCUGACGCUAGCGAAAAUCUAUAUGUCCUCAGUGACUUGGCACAAGCCAUCAUUCGGAAAUACCAGGAGAAGAGAAACUGGAGCUUCCGCGUAUACCCCGGCAAGGUCGGACUGGCCACUGGUCUCUUUGCGCCGCUGCCUUCUAGUGAAGUAGCAGAGGAGAUUGCAAAGAGGCAAUACAUUCCAGAGGCGCUGGAUGAAAAGCUCGAUAGUCUGCUCCGAUCUUUUGAGCGCAAAAAGAAGCGCAAGUCAAUGCACGACCCUAGUGAGCCGUCAUCCAAGCGCUCAAGAACACAGAUCAAGACGGUCAUUCGUGAAAAGGCGGCUUCGAAACAACCAAAGGUCAAGAAGGCUAAAAAGGUCAAGGCGGCCCGUCCAAAGAAGGAGCGCGCGUCGAUAGCCGACGAACCCGGCGAGCGUCGCCGCAGCAGCCGCGUGACCAAGACCUCCGACUACAAAGAGCGCGAUGACAAGGACGACGAGGACGAGAUGUUGGACGGUGUCGCCGAGUGGAAAUAUGGCGAUGACUCGUCGGAUGAGGAAAGCGAGGAUGAGGAGUCGGGCGAGGAGUCGGGCGAGGCCGAGGAAGAAGAGGAAGAGGAGGCGGAGAAGGGGGAUGAGGAGGGGGAAGAGCAAGAGCAGCCGGCUGCAAAGAAUGGGCGGCGAGCGCAGGUGGCAAAGCCAGCCGUCAAAGCGAGUGUCCUGGCGGGAGUUCGCAGGGGGGGCCGAUCUAAGCGAUCAUCUCGAGGCGACGACAUGGACACGGAUGAUUAA